This is a messenger RNA of Tripterygium wilfordii, 1835 nucleotides long. RefSeq lists its product as uncharacterized. The transcript has a single exon. The coding region runs from base 998 to 1654 and encodes 218 amino acids. The record is from RefSeq and is a predicted model, not a curated record. NCBI's taxonomy places the organism in Eukaryota, Viridiplantae, Streptophyta, Magnoliopsida, Celastrales, Celastraceae.
ACAAAGAUGAUGUUGUCAAAGAAUUCUUACUUCUACUUUUAAUAUCAAUAGAUAGACUAUGGUCUUUGAUUGAGGGUUGGUAUGCACUUUCUUCUUCUUUUUGUCAGUAGCUACAUAUCAACUUCCAUCUGCAUAUGUAUUAUUAGCUCCCUCCCCACAGCAUGAAAAGAUCAGACUGUCUGAAAAUGUCAAGCCUUCUCCAGGAAUUCGAGGAAGAUGAACUGCUACAAAGCACAAUGAUCGCACACUCUUCCAUUAAUGGAAGUCCAAAUGCAAGUCAAACAUGUAAUGAAAUCUCCCCUUCUGCAACUAAGUCCUCAAAGAAGAAAAGAAACCUUUCUGCAGGUAAUCCAGAUAAGCAAGUUUCCUGGUAAAAGAAAUAAAAAUUUCCAACUACUAUCGUUUAAAGUUAUAUUAGCUAAUGCAACUGUGCAGAUUCAGAUGUUGAGGUUGUGGCAUUGUCUCCGAGGACUCUAACCGCGACGAAUAGGUAUAUUUGCGAGGUUUGUCACAAAGGGUUCCAGAGAGAUCAGAAUCUUCAGCUCCACCGGAGAGGGCACAACUUGCCCUGGAAGCUGAAGCAAAGGCCAAGCACACAGACUAAAAGGAGGGUGUAUAUCUGUCCUGAGCCAAGUUGUGUGCAUCAUGACCCAAGUAAGGCUUUAGGAGACUUGACUGGCAUAAAGAAACACUUCUGCAGAAAGCAUGGAGAGAAGAAAUGGAAAUGCGAUAAGUGCUCGAAAUGUUACGCUGUUCAAUCAGACUGGAAGGCACACACAAAGAUCUGUGGAACCAGAGAACAUCGUUGCGGUUGUGGUACAAUCUUCUCAAGGUGAAACUUAAAACAAGUUUACCUGAAGAUUCAUUCUCUGCUAGCAUUUCCUAAAGUAAACAAAGUUUAUCUUCUUACAGGAAAGACAGCUUCAUCACGCACAGAGCGUUUUGUGAUGCAUGGACAGAAGAGAAUAAUAACAAGGAAAAGCAAAACCAAGAAACCAUGGGAGGGUUGUCGCGGAACCAAGGACAAGAAUUUUUCACUUCAUUCUUGCCCCCCAGCAUUUUCAGUUCAAACACAAACACUUUGAUGAAUUCGAGAACUUCUUGGCCAUGCUCAAGUUCUGUUGGUGGAUCAAGUUCUAAUCCAAUGGCCAUUGGCUCUGCUUACACGUCUGCAACAGCCUUAUUACAGAAAGCCGCAGAAAUGGGUGCGAAGAUCAGUGAUAACACGAUCGCGCCAAUGCUUCUAAGGGGAUUUACUGGCUGCUCUACUAGUAGCAUGAACUCAUCUGGGCAUGUCCAGGAGAGUUCUUUAGGAGUUGGUAACAACGUGGGGCCAAUUUCUGCUAACAAUGGCGGUUUAUAUGCUGGAGAUCAACAAAUGUUUGGUACAAACAUAGAUCAAAGAGCUUAUAACAUUUCUCAAACAGGAUUAUUUCAGUCUCCCAUGUUUGUGCACUCAGAAAAUGGAAAUUCUGCUAAUAUAACUGGAGGGGAAUUCAUGGAAGGAGGUGGAAAACUGACCGUUGAUUUCUUAGGAAUCGAACCAGCAGCACAUUCAAAUAUUGGGAAAAAACGAAGCUACCAUGAUAGUGUAAUGGAGUUGGAUGGCUCAAAUGGACAGCAGACCCUGCAUAAUUUGCACUCAGAGUGGUGAAUUAGUACAUGAUAACAUAGGGAGCUAGAGAACUGAUGCUAAAGCAACUUCACAGCUCUUGAAAGAGAAAUUACUUUCAACAAGCCAGAGUGUCACCCAUUUGGAUCAAAAUGUGUGGCCAAAGGUGAUUUCUCAACGGCUAUUUUCUGAUUUAUCACUAGGAAACUUUUAUGAUUUUCGU